Messenger RNA from Coffea eugenioides, 1109 nucleotides. RefSeq lists its product as uncharacterized. The coding region runs from base 84 to 1091 and encodes 335 amino acids. The transcript is spliced from 2 exons. Gene Ontology annotation, molecular function: protein dimerization activity. The record is from RefSeq and is a predicted model, not a curated record. Lineage: Eukaryota; Viridiplantae; Streptophyta; Magnoliopsida; Gentianales; Rubiaceae.
GCAAAAAUCAAGAAACUAGUUUAGCAAGACCAGGGGAUACUCGUUGGGGAUCACACUAUCUAACAUUACUUCGUCUAUCCUCUAUGUGGGCUUCGGUGAUUGGAAUAUUGGGAAAUAUACAAGAUGAUGCCACCACUUCUGACAAUAGAGGUAUGGCCAGGGGUUUGAUUGAUAGAAUGAAUGAUUAUGAGUUUGUUUUUGCAUUGCACCUGAUGAAGUAUUUAUUGGGAAUCACAAAUGACUUGUCACUUGUUUUGCAACAAAGGGAUCAAAAUAUUGUCCAAGCCAUGAGUUUGAUUGAUACUAUGAAAUCUCAAUUGCAAGACUUUAGGGAAGAGGGAUGGCAAAUAAUUUUAGAUGAAGUCAACAAUUUUUGUGAGUUGAAUAUGAUUCCCGUGAUUGAUAUGGAAGACAGUAUAGCAAUCCGUGGCAAUGCCAGGCGCAGUCGCAGAGGUCAAACCAUCACUAAUUUUCAUCAUUAUCGCGUGGAAAUUUUUUGUGAGGUUGUUGAUUUAAUUAUACAAGAGAUGAAUAAUCGUUUCUCGGAAGUUAGCACGGAAUUGCUUAGUUGCAUAGCAUGUCUUGAUCCAAAAAGUUCUUUCUCUCAAUUCAAUGUGCAGAAACUACUCCGUCUUGCUGAUUUAUAUCCUGAAGACUUCUCAAGUAACGAUUAUUUAUAUCUUGAGUCUCAACUUCGAAAUUAUAUUUAUAAUGUGCAACGCGAUCCUCAAUUUUCAGAAGUUGGAGAUUUGGGAAGUCUUGCUCAACAAAUGGUUAAAACUGGUAAAAAUACAGUUUUUCCAUUGGUUUAUCGUCUGAUCCAGUUGGCAUUAGUUCUACCAGUUGCGACUGCUUCUGUUGAAAGAGUAUUUUCUGCAAUGAAUAUUGUCAAGACUGAUUUGCGCAACAAAAUGGGAGACGAGUGGAUGAAUGACUGUCUGGUUGUAUACAUCGAGAAGGAUAUUUUUGCAACAAUUGAAAAUGAGCAAAUAUUGCAGCGUUUUCAACGGAUGAAGACUCGCAGAAUGCAAUUGCCUCCUCUUCGUUAUUCGAGUGCAACAACUACCAAUACUUCAAGUGUUAAUCAAUAACAAAUUUUUGGGUAUGUA